This is a messenger RNA of Podospora pseudocomata, 543 nucleotides long. It is a transcript of the gene ARF1, whose product is annotated as Arf GTPase arf1. Gene Ontology annotation, cellular component: cytoplasm; plasma membrane. NCBI's taxonomy places the organism in Eukaryota, Fungi, Ascomycota, Sordariomycetes, Sordariales, Podosporaceae. Gene Ontology annotation, biological process: vesicle-mediated transport; intracellular protein transport. Bases 1 to 543 code for a protein of 180 amino acids. The record is from RefSeq and is a predicted model, not a curated record. Gene Ontology annotation, molecular function: GTPase activity; GTP binding. The transcript has 4 exons.
AUGGGUCUCGCAGCCUCCAAACUUCAGGACAUGCUCAAGCAGCUGUUCGUCUUCAACAAGAAGGAAAUGAGAAUUCUCAUGGUCGGUCUCGAUGCCGCCGGCAAGACCACCAUUCUUUACAAGCUCAAGCUUGGUGAGGUCGUCACCACCAUCCCCACCAUCGGCUUCAACGUCGAGACCGUCGAGUAUGCCAACAUUCAGUUCACCGUGUGGGAUGUCGGUGGACAGGACAAGAUCCGCCCCCUCUGGAGACAUUACUUCCAGAACACCCAGGGCAUCAUUUUCGUCGUCGACUCCAACGAUCGUGACCGUAUUCCCGAGGCUCGCGAAGAGCUUCAACGCAUGCUCAACGAGGAUGAGCUGCGGGAUGCUCUUCUCCUUGUCUUCGCCAACAAGCAGGAUUUGCCUAACGCCAUGAGCGUUGCUGAGAUCACAGACAAGCUUGGCCUCCACAGCUUGAGACAACGCGUUUGGACGAUCGACUGGUCCAUGAACAUUACACACGGCGGUUUCUGCCUCUAUGGUGACAGCCGUUCACGAUGA